Moneuplotes crassus is the source of this 529-nucleotide messenger RNA. The record is from the annotation of a GenBank genome assembly. Lineage: Eukaryota; Ciliophora; Spirotrichea; Euplotida; Euplotidae.
UUGAAAAUCAUAAGCAAUAGAAGGGAAAGCUAUUGAUUUCUCUUAUAUUAUCUAAAUUCUUAGAACCUCUACCAAAGCCAACUUAUUUAAUAUCGAUCUUUGGCUCUUCAACUAUUGUCUCCUGAACCUGAGGUUGUGGGUCUGUCUCCUCUUCCUUCAUUACUUCUUCCUUUCUUCAUGUGGUUGCACAGGUUGUUCAAGCUUAGUUUCUCUAAUAAGCUUUAGAUGUGCUUCAAAAUUCAUUGAAUACUGUGAGGAGACAAAAUCCAUUCCUUCAAGCGAGGCAAUGAGCUCGUUUCUUUUCUGAAUCAUUUUCUUCUGUUCUUUAGUAAGAGUUGACCCAUUUUGGAUCUUUUCCUCUGUUUCAAUAAUCUUGCUCCAUUUCUUAACAUAUUUCCUCAUUCUGGAGUAUAAUGAUUUGAAAAAUUCGUCCUUGUCUGAAAUCUGCAUGUGCUCUUCUUUGAACUUCUUAAAUACUUCAAAUUAAGUGCUAAAAUCUUUGGUCUUCCUCAUCUUGGAUCGCACUAGU